AUGCCGCUGCGGCGUGGUGCGCCUCUCUGCAGGGGGCGGCCGUCAGCAGGUAGCCUCUGCGCUGGAGGCGGCCGCCACGGCUCCGCGCCGGCGCGGUCGGAUCUCCUUCGCCAGACCUGCUUCCUACGGCCUGCGGGCAAGAGCGGAGGAGCAAUCAGUUAUCGGAUGAAAAACUCAAGAUGGAGGCCUGUGUUUGCCCUGGAGACAGGUGGAUCACCUAACACCGAUGGCGAAGACUUUGAAGAGGACAGUGGUUUUCUUGGCAGGACAAGGCUUGGCAGAUUAGUCCAAGCUGCUGGAAGGCAACUACUUGAAAAGCUGAACUCUGCCAGAAGCAACUCUCCCACAAAGAUAUUCCUCGUGCUCCUUGGGUUCUACACCGCCAAUGCCUUGGCAACAAUCCUAGGGCAGACUGGUGACUGGGAUGUUCUUGUUGCUGGCGUUGUAGUGGCUGCUAUUGAAGGGAUUGGCAUGCUUAUGUACAAAAAACCGGUUAAAAAGCCUCCCGGACGAUUUCAGUCGCUGAUUUCAAUGGUGAACUUCUGGAAAGCUGGUGUAUGUCUGGGCCUUUUCGUGGAUGCUUUCAAGCUGGGAAGCUGAGUUCCCUGGAACCACCUUUUCUUGUUUACCUCUCAGUAUUGCAAUCGGUUCAUCAAGCCCAUGUUAACGUGAAGAUUUAACACCACACAUGGUCGUGUGCGGAUGGAUCAAGUUUUGGUCUUGUAGUUGGCUCAAGUGUUUGGCUCAUUGAGAUGUUCUGGCACGGACAUUUUUUCUGUGGAGGUGUUGUUCUUGUUGAGGGCCAGUAACAUACCACUGUGCUGUGAGCAUCAUCAGCCUCGGGAGUGUACAUAUAUGGUGUUGUGGUCAUUUUAGAAUCUGAUGUUGUAAUGGAAUCCUUAGCCUGAUGUUCAUUUUUGUGCUGUAGGGAAAUAAUGAAGGCUGCGUAUUAAAGCUGGUUCUUUCUUUUCCUUUUUGUUUGAACAUGAGCUGGCUUAUUCUUGGGCUAUGCAAUUCGUCCUGCUUACUAUGUUUACCUUCAAUGUAAUUAUUUUUUAUUUUAUGUCUAAGGAAUAGUCAAGGUGAGAA
Lolium rigidum is the source of this 1089-nucleotide messenger RNA. Its product is annotated as ycf20-like protein. NCBI's taxonomy places the organism in Eukaryota, Viridiplantae, Streptophyta, Magnoliopsida, Poales, Poaceae. The transcript is spliced from 2 exons. The coding region runs from base 1 to 600 and encodes 199 amino acids. The record is from RefSeq and is a predicted model, not a curated record.